CCCAAUUAUUAAUCUCGGACAAAAGAUAACCUGUUUUCUACGAUGCCAUGACAUACAAGCCCCAAUAACCAAUCACCAUGUUCUUCAUUGUAAUUGAAUUGUCGUUGAUUUCUUUAAUUACCAUUGUGCGUGCGCAGCCACCGCCAGUUGAUGCAAGCGGAUGUCCAGCAGGAUUUAAACCACAUGGAAAUCUGUGCUACUUUGCCUCGACAUCAGAGGCCAACUGGGCUGGAGCUAUGGGUUAUUGUCAGUCUAUAGGGGCAACUUUAGCUACGGUGAACACUUUGGACGUACAAACGUUUCUAACGGGACUAAUUAAAACUGGGUAUACAAAUUCAACAGUAACACUGAACACAGGGAAUGAUUAUAUCUAUCAUUAUCUUAUUGAUUCGGGCAUUGACACCACGGGCCAUUACUCCUUCACGUUUGACGUCAUGGCCUGUAAUGACGCUCACAUUGCCUUGUCACGUGACAAGAUUGAUACCGCGAACACGUACGAGAUUGUGAUUGGUGGAUGGUCGGAUUCUCAGUCGGUGAUUCGGGACUGCAAACAGUGUGCUCAUAUGGAUACUGCAGCGCAUCAGAACCACCCUGUAGACUGUUCCCAGUAUCGCUCCUUCUGGGUCAGUUGGACAAAUAACAUUAUCAAAGUAGGCAAAGGGCAUGAUGUGGGUAAAAAUAGAUUUCUGAUUUGGAAUGAUACUUCCCCUCAUGACGUCAACUAUGUUGCUGUGGCGACCGGCUUUGGUGCUACAGGGAAAUGGAAAUUUGAAAGAAGUAGCUACAUGCCUGGUCAAUUUUGGCUUGGGGGUUCAGACCUAGCCCUAGAACAGCAGUGGAUGUGGCUACCAGAUCAGACCAUGUUUGACUACACAAACUGGGCACUGGGGGAGCCGGACAACCUAUACAACAGACAACACUGCGCCCUGAUGGACAGUUCCCGCUCCUAUCAGUGGACCGAUGAGGACUGCGAGGAAAGCCGGAACUUUAUCUGUCAAAUCGAAAGAAAUAGCGAAUGAAUUCACAUAAUUUUA
Molecule: messenger RNA, 1034 nt
Organism: Magallana angulata
Lineage: Eukaryota; Metazoa; Mollusca; Bivalvia; Ostreida; Ostreidae
Exons: 5
Coding region: 78-1019 (313 amino acids)
Source: RefSeq, a predicted model, not a curated record